AUGGCGCUCAUCGCAAAGUGACUGUGUAAUUGCAUCUGAAUGUGAUCUGAUCGGUGGCCAGAGGAUGAAUCUAAAGUCAAAUAAACCCUGUGGACAACAAACGAUUUCAUAUAUAAAAUGGAAUGACAUUAUAAUUUUUUAGUUUCAAUAAAUAAAAUGAAUAACGUGAAUAACGUGACCAUAAUGAACGUUUCAUUAUAAAGGCUGGAGUGGAGACAAGUUGUUAAGUCAUAAAGAGGUCUAGCCAUCAAGCAAUAGACAUUCAAUACGUAGACGCCUCAUUAUGUGCUGGAGCGUAAUCCGGUGUCGUCGCCAUAUUGUAUAGGUCUCCUAACGCCAGUCUCGUGUAAGAGCCAAACGGAGUGUGCACUCUAGAGUUGAAAAAAAUCGGCACAGUAUUUAAAUCAUUUAACGUAAGAUUACGUUUAAGAUUAAAAAAUAAUUUUGGUUAUUUUUAAUGUGUGGCAGCGUCCUGUAUUAUAGCUACAUCUGUCGUUUGUAACAAACCACACAGCGUGAAAAUCGGGCAUAUAUUUGGAGAGAUAUGAUUAAUUAAUAUGGUUGGGCAUUCCCAGAGCCCUUGAAAUCGGUCUCUCACAGGCUCUGGGCAUUCCUUGCUACCUUAAUGCACGGAAGGCGCAUGGGGGACCCAUCAAAGAUGGUGACAGCGCCGAUACGUGAGCUCCAAUAGGCAGCGUCAGUCUAUGAGGUGCCUACGUACUAUGUCUAUGUGUUAACCCAUCAUCCAUCCAUCCAUCAAAAGCUUCUUCUUUCUUAUGUGUUCCUCGAGCCCCACACGGAAGUUACGACGGUUGCUUUGAUGCGUCUCAUCCGCGUGCCCCUCUUUUAAAUUCAAACUACGAGACCCCAAGACGAACCAAAGAGCACUGCGUAACGCAGGGAGGGAAGCAAUUCAGCCGUCCGAUUAUUUACACAGUUUGCUAGGCUAACAGAAAUUAAAAGAGGUAAUGUAUACUUAAAAAAAUUCUAAUCGUUUGGUACAAAACCUCACCAUACUUAUAAAUUAACAGUUGUUUUUCUGAAAAAGACGGGCCAAUCAUAUUUAUCAAAUCAUAUUAAUUUACCUCUCUGGCUGUAAAUUAGCUUAAGGGCUGGAUACGGCAAAAGCAUCGAUUAUUCCCCCGUACAUUGCUCCGUUAUUAGCUUACUUAGCUGAAAGUUUAAUCCCCUAAACUUUACAAAAUGUUUUCGGAAUUUUAUAAAUUCUUGAUGAGCUCGCAGGGGGGUAGAUGCAGCAAUUUUGAUUAAGAGUCUGAAAAGAAUUCGAACUAAACUAAUAAAACUUGGGCAUCAGAGUGAUUUAAUUUCGACUACAACAUAACUGAGCGUAUUUCCAAAGAAUUGCUGCUCACAGGUUGACAUCUUUUUAAGUAAAAUUUAUUCAAAUAGCUUACUCGGGUGGGCUCUAGUUUACUCUAAUAUAGCAGUCUUUCAGCCACAACUUAGCCGUAUUUUGUGCUGGUAUAAUAGGGUCAGUGUUAUGAUAUUUUUAAUGCUUCACAAAACUUAUGUUACUUAAAGACAGUUUAACUAAGAGGUAGUUGUGGCUCUGUUGUCUCUUAAUCGGAUGGUUGGGGUUUAACCCCAGGUCUUGCUGCCCACAUGAUCAAGUGUCUUGUUGGCAAGACACUUAACUCCAAUCUGUGUGUGUCUAGCAGUGUGUGAACGGUAUUGGUUAAAUCUAAUGGGCGCUUUACAUAACAGCCUUUGCCAUCAGUGUAUGGAAGUGUUUCGUGUGGUCAAAAGAGAAGUGCCAAACAAUCACAGUCCAUUUACUCGCCUUUUUCAAGAUUCAGAGAUGAUCACUUAUACCUGCUAAAACUAAUAACAGAAGAAGAAAAUAAAACAUUGGACUCCUCUCAUACAGACACACAAGACAUGUACAUCGUCACUCUGACACACCAACCCACUCUCCAUCCCCACCACCCCACCCCCAGCCUGAGGUGACACUUUCAUUUUAUGGUAGUAGCCAAUUCUAGCAGGGAUCAUUUAAUUCUCCCACACGAUUUAUACCAGUGCAAGUGAAAUAGGGUAAAGGCCUGUCCAUUAAGAGAGCAGUGGCUAGUGAAGACCUCCCCCUCAAAAAGUAAUAUUUUCCUGUAGGUGUGUAUUUGCGUGUAUGCAGCGUGCAUGUCACUCAGUUUCCCAGUUUUGUUGAGGAGCAGACAGUUACCAAGACCAUCUACAGGUCAAAUUAAAUAACCUAGAUAAUUUAAAAAACAUUGACAGUGCAAUUUGUCCAUGCAACGUUAUUGCUUUGACCCCAGUUAGUGUCAAUGGGCUGGUUCAUUUUCACCAAGAUGGCUUAUCAAUGUGUAACACCCUCUCACUUGAAUGAAGUGGUGUAAAACAAAGACAGAUAAAAUUGUCAGAGUAAUUUCAAAGUCAUUGGUUUAGACUACAGUUACUGUGAAACAUUGCGGGGCUAUAUCGUCUUACCACAUCAUUUCUAUAAAAAACAUUUAGCAUUGUAAAGUGCAGAUGGGGAAGUAAUUAUAGGCUUAUUAGUGGAAUUGCACAGUGUAACAGCCAAUCCUAUUAACCUGUUCUUAAUAAAAGCUUUAUUUUCUUGAUUUAUUAUUAGCAGAGGCCCAGACCCUGGUGGGCCUUGAAAAAAGCUCAAUGAACCUCAGUGAAGAUUCUGGGACAUCCCACACACAGACCUUUGUGAGUAAUGACUUUUUUUUAAAAAAAGACAAAACACAACACAUUUAUCAGCUGUGUACAGGCAGUGGUUGUGUUUUCUUUUGAAAAGAAGUUCUUCUGAAGUUAGCAUAUGCACAAGGAAAUUUAUGAAAGUCAAUGUGUUCCAUUUACAUUUUGAACAAAGAAGCCAUUGGAUUUCUAGCCCAAAUUUAUUAUGCAUUGAAAUUAUAUACUUGAAUUUUUGGUAUCUUAAUUAAACUUUUCAAAAUUUUAAUAACUCAUUUUUACCUGGACUCUCAAAUGUUCACACAUCCAGAGAAAAAAAAUCAAGCUGAUGGACUUAAUUCAGAUGCUGAAAUAUAAGGAGAAAAAAUGUAGCCAGCUUAUUUUUAAGUUGAUCCAAUGUGAGUGAAGAAAUUCACAUACAAAAUUAAGUAUUCCAAAUUCAGAUUAAAAAUACACAAAUCAAAAAAUAGCAAAUGAUUUUAUAUCCAGCUGAUUAUAGAACCAUACACUGGUCCUAUAAUGACAGUUAAGACAAAAAACUGCACACACAUGAUGGAUGGUUCUUUGGUGAGGGUGUCAACUCCUCUAUUUGCUGUUUGGGUCAUAUUGUGAUUUUAACAGAUGGCCUUUGAUUUAGAUGGCCACUGGAUUCUUCACAAAGUCACUAACUUAAGCUAUUAAAAGUGAUUCCUUACUCUCAUCUCAUUUACAUUUUCAUUUAUAUAUAUAUAUAUAUAUAUAUAUAUAUAUAUAUAAUUAUUUUCCAUUUUAAUUGAAUGUGGGAAACCUGAAAAUAUUGUAGCCAAACUGUUUCCCUACAUUUUCGGCAUCAGACUUUGGUCUGUCCAAGUUUUUAAACUGUUAAGUUUUAUUCUGAGUCAGUGAACACUAAAAAAUGAGGGUGAAAAUGUGAUAUUGAAAAUUGAAAGGACUGAUUUCAGUGGCCAAAAUUCAGAUACAUGAUUUUAAUGCAUAAAUAUUUAUGGCUUUAAAAUUCAAAUUUCAAAGUCAGAUAGAACAGAUAGACUUUUAUUGACAUUACUUUGACUUUGCUCUGUUAUUACCCAACAGCCUGAGUCUACAGCCUUUUUCUUUUGAAUCACAAAGUUUUUAAAUUAUUAAGAUUUGUCAGAUUGGAAAUUAUAAUUACAUCUGUUAUGCAGAAAGGAGGACCUUCAUUUGAGCAUGAGCCUCCUCGAUCCAGCGAACCCUGUCAGACAGGAAGUGGAAGCUCUGUGAUGCUUCGGCUGCUGGAGUUCAAAUCCCUCCUCCUUGAGGUUAUAGAGGAGCUUCAGAUUCAUAGGGUAUGGUAGUAAUUGAAGUCCUUACCAGUUGUGUUUGUUUUUUACCAUUACAUGACAGAACAACACGUAGGCCUUUUUACUGCACAUUUUUUCUCUAUGUUGUAUCUUAUCACAGAUCAAACAUAUCAUUCAGUCUUUGCAAAGUUUUUUAUACUGUCCUUCAUCAUGAGCACUGGCUUAAAUUUUAUCAUGAUUUGGUACAAUGUUGCUCACUUUUUAGCUUGGCAGCUCGCUUGGGAUCGCUACAAGCUUCUCUCUCUCAUCACACUCAGGCUGUCCCACAGACACACCUGCCUCCUCCUGCUCAAGCACUUCGAAUGCAGGGGAAUCCUCGAGAAAUUUAAAAUAACAAUCCACCAUGUCCCUGUCAUGUGGCAAAUCUUUGCAGUUUUAUUCAAGACAGACAGCCAAUCAGUGUAAAUCACUCCAGCUCACUUUCUCCCACAGCCAAUUAAACGUAUUUUGGCUGGUGUGUAGCGAAUAGAAGAAACAACUAUCUAACAAAAACACACUUAACUCAUGCAGUUACAGCAAUCUUGGUGGUUCAUCUCCACAAAGAACUUUUUUUUAGUUACAGCAGGUCAAAUCAGCGGAAAGACAGUUUUUGUAUCCUAUCAAGGCUUUCAGUAUGAAAGUUUCUGACACAAGAGAAUAUCUCUGUUGUGAUUUGACGCUAUAUAAAUAAAAUUUGAUUUGAUUUGAUUUCUAUCCAUCAUUUUAGCACCUAUAGCUUAACAUACUCCUGUUAUGAAUAUAAUGGUUCAAGCCAAUGUUAAACUUGCAUCACCAUAGUCCAACACAUUAUCAUUCAAAAGUUAAUUCAAAAACAAAUGCUUGUGUUGACUACUUUACACUGUUACUGUAGUGCUACAGUGUCGAAUGCUCUAAAUCUUUGGUCAGAUGGCCGCUUUUAGCCACAACAUCAGGGCUGGCUAAGGGUUGUGAUUUUAUCGUUUGUUUUUACCUGAUAAUCAACCCGUCACUGAAAUAAAGCAGCAGAGAGACAUCAGGCGGACAAGCUCAGAGAUGACACCAUCACAAACUAUUUUGAAAACCCCUUUGACUUCAUUCAUGCACUCACAGAAACAUUCAGAAUUUCUAUCCAUUUAAAUUACUGAGAGUUCACAUGAACAGGCCAAUCAACUUCAUGUGCUGCGUAUUUGUCAGUCAGAUGUAAAUCAAACAAUUAAGAAUUAGAUUUGUGUCAUAAUACCAACAAAUCCAAUGUGUUUUGAAUAAAUAAUGAAGAUUUAUGUAUUCACUGUUGAUAAAUCCAAUUUGUUUCUCUCAUAUAUUUGAACUAGAUCACAGUAAGUAAUAUUUAAACUAUUCAUAUGUUUUAACUGAUUUAAUUGAACUGUCUCACUAUUAACAGAUUUUUGCUGAUUUUAAGAAAUUUGGAUAAAUGCAUUUUAAAAAUGUAAUAAUAAUUUAAAUAAAAUCAAAUAGGUAUAAUUACUGAAAAUUAAACUAUGUCAUGAUUUAUUAUUCUGAGUGUGUUAUGCAUCAAAAACAUCCAGACUUUGAUGCAACUUUGUGCCUUGCUCAUUAUUUGCACCACUUAACUAACAAAGGGCCUCAGAUUGCAAACUUUAAACAGGAAAACUAUGGCUCUUUGACUCUUACUCUUUACUCGCUUAAUGUUGGGCACAAAAGAAAAAUGUAAUGUGCAAAUGUAAAAGAAACGACUUGGUUCAUAGUCUAUCCUUGGUCAUCUAGGCAGGGGCCAACUAGAUUUGACCCACAUAGCCUGAAAGACAAUGAUCACAUAUGUGAGUAAAUAAAUAGAGAAACAAUUUGUUUUGUCAAAGAUGAAUAUUGUUUCUCACCCUCCAGCAAGUCAUUUUAAGCUAGAAAACCAUUGUUAGUGUAUUUAAAGAGCAGGAGGGGGAAGUAGGUUAUGGGUUAUUUCUUGCCAUCAAGUUUUUAUUGUUAUAGUCAUGUUAACUGGAACACUCACACAAAAUGCUGUACCAGUCUGAUUCCCCUAAGGCACUGCCUUUAUCAGGAGAGCGUUUUGAAGUUGUUGAAGUCAUGGGGGUAGGAGGAUUAUUCCCGAGCGUGUUCUUUUUUUUCUUUUACUCUAAGACUGUUCAGCCUGCUGUUUGAGUUUGUGAGCUUUUUUCGCGAUUCAGUUGAAGACAUUUUGUACCUAGUAGUGUGCGCUCAAGGUGUAACAGCACAGUUGCAGUCAGAGCCCCAACUUUUUCCAGGUUAUAUUUUUAGGGUAUUUUGGUUUUAUUAGAUAGGACAGCUAAAGAGAGACAGGAGAUGUAAGGAGGAGAGAGUGAGGAAAGCGUUAUGGCAGGGAAGGACUAUAGCUCUACAUGUGGGGCACUGAGACUGCUGUCGGCACUGUGAAGACCACGGUUAAUUAUUAUUUAUAAUAUACACACUGUAUCCAUUUUCAAAGACCAAAACUUAAAAGAACUCUAUCUGGGUGUGUCCAAGUGCCUUUUUUGAAGUUAUGAACUCAGUGGCACUCAGUGAGGCAUAUGGUGCAAAAAGGUUUGAUUGUAUAUGUCUGAUUAUACAUUUGUCUGUUCUGCACACAAUACAAGUCAAAGCAGCCAGAGUAUCAAUCAAUUAAUCAAUCUUCAUUCAAGUGUUAUCCUAAUCCGCUUUAAAAAAUGCUGGUCCAGACCAUCCUUAAUCUACAAAAAUGGGAUGAGACUGAGCUUCACAUUGUUAGAGCAGACCUACCACCACCCUAUCUUUAACCACAUGGGUAUAGGACUUUGAAGAUUUAAACAAGUUACAGUGGAGAGGAAAAAGGAUUAGAGUAAUGUAGGAUUCUCUCAAUGAAAGGGGGAGACUAUCAGUAACGAAAGAGUGUCCCAGCAUCUCCAAGAAAGGAUCUCCCAACAUGUGGUGAAACACUUGAUAAAGUUCACAACUCAGGCCAUCUGGCCCAGGUGCUUCACCUGACUGAAGGCUUUUCAGCACCAAAAAGGGCUUCCUUCCUGGUGAUGGGAGCAUUUCAUUCAUAUUGUUGAGUAUCAGAGAUAAAAGGGGGUGCUACUCCUGCCAAAAAGGAGCCCAUCUUCUCAGAGACUCCCAGUGGCCAGUCUGCUUCAUACAGCUGAGCCUGAUAUUACCUGAAAGUAUUAUUAGUAUUUUAAUUAUGUGACGCUGGUGCCCUUGGGAUCUGAAGGGUAUUAAGGGUAUUGCUUUAGGGGGUUUGUCUUGACGUUGGUGAGGCUCUGCAAAUACUUGCAGGGUUUAUUACCAUGUUGAUAUAACCAUUGUUGGAGUGUGUAGUUUAACAUCAAGGUAUUACCGCAAAAAUCACUGAAGAUAUUUUCAUCCUCAGUCAAAAGUUGUUUUUGUACUUGCUUAAUUUUAUUUUACGGAUUACCACGUUUUAUGAAGUCUUGUUAAAAAUCAGUACAGCCACUUCCACGCAUACAGAAACUCUCUCUCACACACACACACACUCUCGCACCCAGCUAUACACUCAUUAAUCCUCAAUAACAAAAAUAAUUAAGUGUUAUAUCUCCUAUGCACUCUGUUUUAAAGUGAGAUGCUUUCUUGUGGCAUGGCUUAAUAUGAACUUAUAAAAUAAAGUCAGCUAGUAAACCAGCUCCCACGUGCACAUAAAAAAGUCCUAUGGAUAUAGAGAGCAAUUGACUUUUACCUGCCUUCUCUGGGGAGAAGGGAGGAUAGUGACAGCUCGUCUCAUAUAUCAUCACCCUUCUAAUGUUCCUCUCAUCUGCAAAAGACAAGUAAUGAGCCGAGGAAACUUACUUUAGUUUUUAAUCCUCCAUAGAGGCUUUUUUUUUAUGCAACAGAAUGAACAUAUCUCUGUCAUUUUCAGCCUUUACCAUCAUAGUGAGUCUGCCAUUGCUCUUUAUUCUCUGUCCUCUUGUUUUCAGUUUUUUUUUUUGUUUUUUUUUACCCCUGACUGACUUACUUUUUCUGACUUUUCUAGUCUUAACCAAACUUUGUGCGUGUCAGAUUUUGUGUAACUGGUGUCUUUCCAUGAUUCAGGCUGCAAAGAUGCUUUUUGAGGAUCAGAUCAGUACAUUUAUGUUGGAGAAGCAAGAGAUGGAGUGGGAGAAGGUAUGGCUAGGGGACAUUUUAAGAAAUAUAAUUGGAGUUUUUAAUUGUUAUCUAAUAAAUGUUGUUUUGAUUUUCUGCAUCAGGAAUCCCUACAAAAUCAAAAGGAAAGAGCAGCAAACCAGCACACGGAGGCCCUCAUAAAUAUGCAGAAACAGGUCUGUUCUAUGAUAUGAUUACAGUGUUUUAAAAGGAGAGAGUUUUAACAAUGUAUUCAAACCUUGUGAACUCCCAUCUUAAGUUUCAGGCAAAAGUAAGACACGUUGGAGAAGUGAAGGUAUGGAGAUCCUCUCUCUUAAUAUAUUGACAAUACACUCAAAGCAUGAUGUUAUGUUGGUAUGCUAAGAGGAUAGGUCUGUUGUAACAUUUGUAUUUGUCAGUAUUCAUUGUUUUAUGGUACUCACAGAAACAAUUUCAUAAUACAGGAGAAGUACCAGGUCUGUGCUGAGUUAAAAGACAAGGAAAUGAGCAAUUUAAAGGAAGAGCUCAAGUCCCUGCAGGUACUUCCAAAACAAAGAGAGCUUCUUUCUAUAUCUUUACUCCUUCAGCACACACCAUCAAUUUCAGUUUUUACAUUUUAAACAGUAAAGGAAAUAAAUAACAAUGAAGUUCUUCUUCCCCUUCUUCCUCUGGUGUGUUAGUCUUUUAAGUCGGAGACAGUAAUUACAGUAAUUACAAAGAGCUUAUGCCAAACUGGAUUCUAAAUGUUGGUUGAUGCUGCGUAGACUUGCCCUGUGUUGGCUACACGAGUGUUAAUCCUAAAGGUUGACACCAGAGUGCUGAUAUACAGCCUUUCCUAUGGUCCGCUGCUCUUUAACAGCCCGUAACAGAGACAAUAAAGGCUGUUGUUGAUAUUAUAUCUGUUAGACACCAACUGCAGUGUGUGGCUUCAAUGAGGCCCCAUGUGUGAAUUCUUUGAUACGGUCUGGUGAUUUUCUUUAAUUUAAUACAUUUUCACACGGUUUGCCUUAAAGGGAUUUAAUUGCCUUAUCUUGACUAUUCACUUUAUUAAAGGUAAUAUCAUAUUUGUCAUUACUUGAUAAAUAAAUGUUUGUGUUUAAAAACAAGUCUUGUUACCCUCCAGAAUAAUGAACCAUAUGGAUGGUUGUCUUUAAAGGAGGAAGCAGGCCAUGGUAGUGCUGGGUUAUGUGGCCUCAAAUCAAAAUAAUAAUAAUAAUAAUAAUAACUUUAUUUGUAAAGCACUUUUUAAACCAGAUGUUUACAAAGUGCUUUGUCAGAAAGUGAAAGAGCACAAGAGCUUCAGCACAAAAAUAAAAAUAAGAAGCACAAAGGCCUCAGAAAUUGAAGACCAUUUUCAUAUCUCAUAAGAAACCCAAACAAAACAUGAACCAUGCAACAUAAAAUGAGACCAGGAGCACCAAAAUAAAAGCUAAAGACAUAGAUUCUGUAGGAAAAGAAAAUGCAAUAAAAAAGGGGUCUGAAAUCAGAAAACAGGAUGGCAAAUAUAAAAAGAUAAUAUCAAUAAUGUUAAUAACAUAAAAACAGAUAAUAUAGUAAUAUUAAGAUAGAAUGACACAAAUGAGCAAGAGAUAAAACAAUAGAUAAAUCAUUAAAAUUUCAAAAAGGUUAUUUUAGAAAAGAUAAAAAAUGUAAAAAAAAAAAAAGCUAACAUUGACUGUAGAGCCAAAAUCAAAGAGAUAAAAGAGAAAAAGACUAAUUGAAACUUUUAGCUCAAUUACUGUUUGUUGAGCUAUUUUACUCUUUUUUUACCCUCAUAGUUGACAAAGUUAGUACCUUAACUAUUCUCAUCCAUUAGCGCUUGGAUAUUUUUCGAUAGCAAUUAGUGGUAUUAUCAGUUUUGCUGCAGUGUUUACAUUUAACUGUUUUUGUUCCGUGAUGGCUACAUGAAAUCAAAAUUAUGUCCAAACAUGAGACGCAACAUUUUUCUUUUUACAACAAAACAAUGAGACUUGUGAAGUAGCUUUAGGAUUUGUAUUGCCUGGCUUUCAGACUUUAAAUCAAGGAUAGGAUUGCAUUACAUUCAGGGAGAGUUAUGCUGUUUAGAACCAGUCUGUAGAUUGUUCAGGGAAAGAGGUGAAGAAUACCUAAAAACUUAAGGAACGAGUUGCACAAUGCCCAAUGAGCAAAGCUUUAUAAUUCUUCAAGAUCAAAGGGAAGAGCUGGUAUGUGUUACAGCCUUGGCAGGAUGUGAAGACUUAAAGCAAAGACAUACAUGUACAGCACAUUACCAUAAUUGAGGAUAGGUGAAAGGGAAAGGCUCCACUCAUCUCUUUCUCACAUAAAGGGAAAAGAAGAACUAGUUUCUGCAAUAAAGCAAACCAAUGCAAGCAAAGACGAGCUGUCAUCACUCAAAAUUGCUAAGUAUUCAUAAGUACACAUGUUAUGCCCCACACAAAGGCGGCCCGAACAGCUAUCCACUAACAACUUUUGACUCAUUAAAACUAACAAAACACCUUCAAAAUUUUAACAAGUGAUUUAUUAUAACAAAAGCCAAAAAUAAAUAACCCACCAAAGAUUAACUAAAGACCAAAUUAACAAGACAACUAAACAUCAAUAACCAAAAACACAAAUGAGAGGUAGCAGGGCAGCAGUUCCCCUACCAAAUACUUCUCCAGGCAUCAGGCAUCUCUGGGCCUUUAAACCCUCCAGAGCAGGUGAAGGUGAUUGCUGAUUAGUGAGUUGUAGCCUUAAAAGUUGAGAUUCAUGUUUACCAUGUUCCGGUCAAUGGUGGUAUUGAUGCUGUGUGGAGUUAUAUAUGGUAAUGUUAUUAAAUGAUUAUAGGGGUUUUGUAUAUUUGGUCAGUGGUUGUUAUUGAUUAGAGUUUUGGUUCUUCAGACUGACACUUAUCAAUUUAUAAUGAACUUAUCAUGACUGUCUUAUUGCUUUCUUACAGCUGCAAAAAUACAACUUGGAGAAGAAAGCACUGGAACUGGUAAUGAAAGAUUUUGCACCCAUACAAAUCUUCGACAGGAUGGGUGAUAUGGAAAAAGUCAAGGUUGAUGAUGUGCUGGUACUCUGGAGGGGUGGGUUUGGGAGGAGUUUCUCAACAGUAAUGGAUAAGGAGUGUUUGACACUUUAAAGCGCCAGCAAAAUAGAGAAAAUAUCUAUUAAAAUAUUUUAUAACUUGGUCUUGCUUCGGUCUGACCUUCAUCACAUAACAUUGGCCCAGCAGAGCAAGAGGGAGUAAAAGUGAGCUGAUGUAUUGGAGAGAGGAAUGGGUGGGAGUGAAAUUUAGAGUGAAGGGAGGUACUGGGGAAAUGAGAGACGAAACUAGUCUGUCCAGGUUGAUACAGACAAUCAAGUUAUGAUGGCAGAGCAUUAAAGCUCUUCAGGGUACUCUCUGAGUUCAUCCCUGCGUCCCAUGAAGAGACAGCCAUUAGCUGUGUUAGACCCUCCUGUUGUGUAUCAGCGGUUUCCCCACAAGAACUCUGUCAAAUUGCACACAGGCCAUGAGCCAUUUCUAUGGCUGCAAGCAAAAAAAAGGACGAGAGGACUCUGAAUCAUGUCUGUAUUUAUUGUGUGUGGUGUGUUGCUGUGUGUUGUGUGUCCUUUCACAGGAACAGAAAAUAGCAUUGCAGAGCAGGUCAAGAGACAGUCACCUAAACCAGCUGGGGGAGAUUGAAAAGCAUUUCAGUGCUCUGUCCAGGCACUGUAACAUGGUCAAGCAGGCUCAGGAGAAACUUGAACAGAACGGUAAUGAAUGGAUGGACAGAUGUAUGAACUGAAAAGCAGCUAGUGCUAAAGGCUGUCGGCUAACAAAUCACAGCAAGGAGCGAACAACUUUUGCCAUAAGUUGGCCAAAACUACAAGUGGACUUUGGAAGCCUAUAGGGAGUAAAUGUAACAUGGUGCUGGAAAUCAUUCACAGGAUCUUUGCUUGUGCUAAUUUGAUAAAGCAGUAGCUAUUAACCAUCCCUUAAUUCUAGCAAAUAUCUUCUACCGUGUGUGUUGAGCGACUCAAAGAGCACAGGGUUUCGGGGUGGUAAUUAAUCAGCUGUGUGGUCGCCAAUGAUAACUUGCAAAUGCUAACAAUCAGGGCGCACGUGCUCUGAGGUGCAGCGCUCAUGUGCGUGUGCAUAUACUGAUACACAUGAGUCCACGUUAAAGACCCACUCCGAUGAAAAUCUAACUUUCUUGUGGUCUACAUGUUCAUAUGGCAUUUUUCUGAUGCUACAGGACAUAUCAUGAGAAAAAUAAGUGCGAAGUUGUAUUUCUGAGUAUUUCUAAAUUCAAAUCACUGUGAAUCCCUGGCAGACCCAAACGGCAGGCUCAGAAACAGUGAGAUUUCCUACAUCACAAAUCCAAGCUUGUGGGUUAGUGGAUUGCAAUGCUCGUAAGAAAGCUAAUUAUGACACUAACUUUCAUCAUGCCCCCAAAGACAUUAGUGUCUGAGAGCUGAAUAGAUCCUAUGUUACCACUUCUAAUUCACUGGCAAUGAGCUACUUGAGAUCUGCAGAAGAAAAGCCCUUGAAAAUGACACAGGUAACAGGAUUUUGGCUAAAAACUUCAUAUCAUAAUUUGAAGACCACUAAUAACACUUGAGUUACAAAAAACAAUCAGAGUGGCACUUUAAAACCACGUAAAAAAAGUCCUUUCUGUCUGUUCUUAUAUCCAUCCAUCCAUUUUCUACCUCUUAUCCCGUUGGGAUCUUUAAAAAUAUUUUAGCUAUGUUAUAGCAUCAUAUACUGUAUAAUGGUGACUCACUGUGUAUGAUUCUUGUAGUUGAUGAGGCCAUGAAAAUGAAUGCAAAGCUGACAUCUGCAAAGGAAAGACCAAUUUCAGCCCAGGUGCCAUUACAGAAGGUACAUCAAAACUGUUUGGGAUCACUUGAGAGACAAUAGUGUCAAAGUUUAUUACAAGUGUCACUGUUCACACAAAUUCACAAGAUCCGUGAUUAUCUGAUAAAUUUUACACCACUGGCAUUAUAAUAACCCAUUUUCCAGUUGCCUUAGGAAAAUGACUAAAAGUGUUGAAACUUGAAAAAAUUAAGAAAUGAAGGUAUUUUGAAAUAACAAGUUUGAUCUAUCUUUUUUUUUGAUACUCUCACAGGAGUUGGAAGUUCGUGACAAGCUUAUCAAGGCCAAUAUGUUGAUUAUCAGGCAUGACAAGACCCAAAACCUUGAAGUAACAGAGAAGUGUAUUCAACAGCUGCAUUUGAAACUGAACAUGGUAAAUUACAAGAAGCAAAGAAAUGUCUGUCCCAGCUGUGUAUUGGACUCAUUUCUUACAAAAACAAUAUCACACAUAGCAAUAUUUUCAUAAUUUUAAAUAAUAUUCCUGUUGCGUUUAUAGGAAAUGGAAAUGAACAAAAAACUGUUAGAAGACAAUCUUUCUGUAAGAGAAGAAAAGCAGGUAGGAAAAUAGAAAUACAAAGAAACUCAGACUCUGAUGCUGUCCUAUUUGUUUGGUGAGUGCUGUGAGUUAAAGGAAUGUUUGGUUUAUUACAAAAACAACAUGUAUAGAUGGUAGAAAUUCUGUUUCGCUAAAGCUGAAAUCAAUUUUAGUCGGUCAUUUAUGUACUUCUAAAACAUGUGUAUUAAUUGUGGGUACCUUUUGUCUUACUAGGAGGUAAUGAGGUCUCUGAGGCAUGCCCAGCAACUGCUGCUGAGCCAGACACAGGCAGUAAGCAAAGCCCAGAUGGAGCUGCAGGUACAGAAAGAGCAAUGCCAGGUAAAGGUCUUCAUGCUUUGCCGGAGUAUUGACACAACUGUUGAUAUUGUUUAUAUAACCUGUAAUCAAACACUCAAUGUAACUGUAAAUAACUGUUUCUCUAUAUAACCUUUAUAACUACUAGGGGCAGGAAAAAAAAUCGAUACAGCAUAGUAUUGCUGUAUUUUUCCUGGUGAUAUAUCGUAUCGUCUCAUCCACCAAGUAUCAAUUUUUUCAAAUCAAUGGUUAACAUGAAGUCAAAUCUAUGAUAAGCGAAAAAUAAAAUCAGUUGUUUGUCCAAAGAGGUUGGCAGAGGUUACAGCAUAGAGCAGGAAAAAGUUACGCUGCGUUCCACUUGUACUCAGAAGUCGGAAUUUCCGAGCUCCAAGUCGCAAAUUUAUCUGGAACACCCCCCUGAAGUCGGAUUUCUGACUCGGAAAGUCAGAUGAUCCUCACCAACCCCGACUUGACGACGAUGUCAUAAUCCAAGAUGGCAGCGCAGUGCAUCAACAGUAAAGAGUAACAGUGAACGCUCUCCUAAUGUAUUUUUUAUUAGCACUUCUGUUUUGUUUUUGUGAAAUUUAAUAAGUAGUAUAUGUUUUACAGCCCAACGUCUAACUGUGAACACGGUGCUAUGGUGUUUGUAAGAGUAAAAUACUGUGUUAUGCAUUGUCUACAACUAUUAUAGCUAACAAGUAACAACAGCUGACAAUUGUAAACAACAGCUAACAAUGGCUAACAGAAGGCGUCCAUCUUGGUUUUCCGACUUGUUAACUGGAACACCGUCAACUCAGGUGUAGCGUCAUUCCCAGCUCCGACAUCUGACUUUCGAGGUAACUGGAACGCAGCAUUAGUACAACAGACAGCACCUGGGGAAAGACAUUUGGGAUGCAAACAGGGCACAAAAGAGAUGGACCUGACAUAUUAGGUUUGCAUGAUGUGCGACAUGAAAAUAAAAUACUGUGUAAAUAAGACAAACAUAAAGAACAGACAGAUGCUAAAUCGGCUAAGCAGUUGAAAAAAAUGUACAAAUCACAAUAUACUGUAUCGCAAUACCCACUGUAUCGCAAAAUGUUUAAAAUCACAGUAAAAUUGUAUCGUGGCCCGAGUAUCGUGACAAUAUUGUAUCGUGGGGCUACAAGUUAAUAUCUCUAAGCUUGUAUUUACAUUUCUAAUAUUUCAUGUUUAAGGUUUAUACAUAGAGAGCAAAGUCUACUGGAGUCAGUUUUAUUGUAUGUGUAGCAUAUUUGGCCACUUAAGCUGAUUCUAACCGAUGUCUUUUUUUAGGCAUAGAUUUGCUUUGGUUGGUCAUACUUAGUCUCUUGAAUACAAAUAGAUAAAUAUUGAAUGAAUGCAGCAUUGCACAACACAGCAAAUAGGGUCCCAUCUGCCACCAAAUUAUGGGUGUAAUGUUCCUUUCCCCUUUUCAGCGUAAUAGUUUGUCUUUUCUGUUCUUUUUAUUACAUAUUUAUUUUAAUCACCCAAUUUAUUAAUAUAUUGAAUUCAUUAAAAUGGCAAGAGCCACCUGAUUUGUAUUAGCAAGAAGCCUUCUCUUUCCUGUUAAGACUUCUAUUAACAUUAAAUAAGCACAUAAAAAUUUACUAUUGCAUUAAGAAUAGGUGAUUAAUUUUAUUGCAGACCUUUGAGCAGGAACAUGAGGUGAUCCAAGAGAAAAACAAAGCCAUGAAAAACAAUGUAGCCCAACUGAUAGAAGGUCCAUCAUUUAAAAGAGGACAAAAAAGUACAAAGAAAACUUGAGGUUCCAUAGAGCGAGAAACUUCAUUUUCCUUGCCUGGACAUGUAUGCUUAAGUCAGUAGGUAGGUAGGCUGAAUUUUUGUCCCCGUGAGGAAAUUCAUUUGCAGUAAGUUGAAAACACGGACAAAGACAGCACACAUACACAGUUCCAUACACUGUCCCACAUAAAACAAAACAAAACAACCAAGAAAAGACAAUAUAAAAAUACUACUGUACUGCACUUUGUCAAUUCAAAAAAGUAGUUCAAUCAAUACUCUUUAAAUAAUGUAUCUGUGCUCAGACCAGCUGAACCAGUAUCUAAAAAUAAAGAAUAAAGCUGCCCACAAUCUAUUUUGGUUUAUUCAAUUGUAAAAUCACAUGUGGUACAAACGACCACCUGGGCACCGGUAUCUGCAGCCUGAGGGCAGCAGCACAAACUCUCUAAACAUGUUUUGAUGUUUUGAGUCUGGGAGUAUUUUCUCAGCUUUGUCCAGGGCACGAGAUAGAUAAAUGUCCUGUAGGCUGUUCAGGGGAAUGCCUUGGAUUUUGCUCGCAACAAUGAUUAUUUUUCUGAGGGAGCUCUUUUACGACUCUGUUAAAGUCCCGUACCCACAAACAAUACGAAAUGUCAGAGCGCUCUCAACAAAAGCACUGUAAAACACCUUCAGCAUGGUUUUGUCAAUCUGGAAAGACACCAGUUUCUUAAGAAAGUAAAGUCUCUGUUGUCCCUUUUUGCGGAUUUGAUCUAUAUUUCACCAGAUAUCUACCCGGAUAGAAACUGGUGCAGCCGUUGGUGUAUAAGAUAUACAGCAAUGGAGAAAGCACGCACCCUUGAGGAGAGCCAAUGUUAGUGAUGGUUCUGUCUGACAGCGUGGUGCGCAUUCCUCUGGCUGAGAAAAUCCAGUACCCAUGAAAUGAGUCCACCUUCCAGAGUAAAGUCCACUAGCCUCUGAGCCAAGAUGUUUGGCAAUAUUGUGUUAAAUACUGACGAGAAAUCAAAAAAAAUAAUUUUUACAUAAUUUUUGAAAUAUCCAAAUGGGAAUAUACCAGGUGCAACAAUGUUAAAAUAGCAUUAUCAACACCUUUCCCAGGUUGGUAAGCAAACUGAAAGAGGUCCAAUUUAGAUUGAGUUUGCUCAAGUAUGUGUAUUUAAUUAUUCUUUCAAAACAUUUCAUUUCCAGUGGGGUUAUCGCUACAGGGUGAAAGUGAUUCAAAUCACUAGGUUUUGUGACUUUUGGCACAGGGAUAAAGGUCAACGUCUUCCACAGAUUUGAAACAACAUGCUGGUCCAAAGAAGCCUGAAACAGUUUAGUGAAAACAGGGGACAAUUGUUCGGCACAAUGCUUUAGCUUUAGCACUGACACCCUGAGAAUGUGCACACAAAAAAAGUGCAUUUUUUUCUGAAGCCCACUUACUGAGAAAACAAAGCUUUAACUGUGGAACUUGAGUUUGCUGCUGUGGUGAAGUAAUCACAGGAGUAAUUUGCAUGGGCAUGCAUGCAUGCAAAAACACAAAAUCACUCCCACUCCUGCCAUUGUGAUUUUUCUAGGUGUUGCAGAGUGAAGAUGUCAAACGUUCGUCCAGAUGUGACAGCUACUAAAUUGUUGGUUGCAAAAUCCAACACAAAUGUCUUCUAUUUUAACCCCACAAAAAGUACUUUCUUUUGUUUUUAUUUACAACAUGCUUGCUCAUUUGUUUGUUAGCUAUUAUACAACGACUACAUCAACAAGGGCCAGCCACAUUAAGUGACACACGUAAGGCAAGAAAAGAGGAAUAAUACUUGGAUUUUAACAAAUCACUCACAGACAUGCUAACUUUUAAAGUGAGUUAUUAAGUUUUUUGUUUGUUUUGUAGUUUACAUGUUAUUAUAGUUAGAAAUGAAUUCCACAGAAUAUACAUCCCCCCCCCCCCCCCCGGUUGCGCACGAAGAUUGCGUAGAUCACCCUGUGGGAUACGCUGUUUGAGCCGAGUGUCAUCACAGUGACUCUCUGCUGAAUGCUUACAAUGCUACUACGCAAGUGGUGAUUAGGAAGUGGAGGAAAUCCCGGAAAUACAGAGAGCAAUUCAGCUUCAAAUUCUUUUGACAGAAGGCGGGGCCGAGUUGUCCAUUGUAUGUACAGUCUAUGUUCCUAAUAUGUGCCUUUUUUUCUCUAUACAGAAAACAGGCAGCAGUGAUGGCGUUGGUUAUUGCAGUCAGCUCUUGCCUACUUUAAAGGAGGAGAUAAUUGAGAAGGAAACUCCUGGCCAGCACAUCUCCAGCUCUGAUCAGCUAAUUCCUCAGCACUUUGCCUCUGAGCAGACCGAUCACGGUUACUGCUUAGAGGAUACGGCCAGAAAGCAAGCGGACACUGGAGUAAUUGAAGGUUAGUUUUCUCGGUAUACAAAAACAACAGAUUCAAGAAAUUGUACCACUUUUUCCAGCAAUCAGCAAAAUAACUUUUUGACUUUUUGAGAUACACAUUUUUUCAUUAUGGCCUUUGCCAACUGCUAAAAUCCUCAUAUAAGGGAGUUGAAGUGCAUAUAGUGUUAGAGGAAGUUCACUCUUAUCCCCAAUUUCCACCGCACCCGGAAUGGCUGCGAAAAGGCCAUAUCCACCAAUUGCAGCUGAUCGUUUUCAUUCAAGUCAAUGUGUCACUUUCCACUGGCUUCUCUCCGUUCUGCUGCGCAUCAGUGGACUCUGCAGCUGAUUGCAAGAGUUCUAUUUUUUUGGACGCCGGAACAUGCUGCAUAAAUUCAGCACAGAUUAACCUGUGCUGGAGAGGGAGACGGGCACAGACAUAAAAUAAAACAUCCAGCUUCUUUUCAAAAUAAAACACUACGUGUUUUAGGUGGAUCGUAUUUCACACCAUGCAAACGGGCGGGGACCAACAAGUGAAAGGUUUUUAGACAGUAUUUCACCCUGAUGACCCCAUGGAUGAGGAGAUGCUGAUUUUAGAAGUGGAUUUCCUCCUCUGGAAGGACACAAUCAACUGCUUACAUGGUCAUGUGGCUGUCUUUAAAGAGACAACUCAUUAUUGCGCGAUUGCAAGUGAAUCCGCGGGUUCUUGUGAGUUCUCACGAUUCCCUGCUGUCUGAAAUCCGCCAUGAAAUUCACCUCCCAAAUGGAUCCGGUAGGAAUUGGCGGAUGGCAAAAAUCACCGCCGUUUCAGUUGCAGUGGAAAUUGGGGGUAACACUCUCUCACACUCUGGUCAUGCUCAAGCUCUGGCCAUAGAUCUGUUGCUGAAUAUUUAAACAAAACCAUGAGCGAUCAAACUAAUAGAAGAAUGGCUGAGCCAAAUCAGGGAUCACACGAUUUUGUGCUGAAAAGAACAACCUGAAAAAGGAAUCUAAUAUGGAGAAGUAACAUUUCAAAAAUAUGUGAAGGAGGGAGGAAUUACUGGACAAGAGAAAGGAAUGAUCAUGAGCCAAACAACAGAUAGAGCAGACAGACAAGGGAGUAGCCAGCAGUUAAUAGAGGAUACAGCGUGAAACACACACAAGAGACGAUGAAGAGGAGAAAGGAUAAAUACUACACACAAGAGAGACAAAACAGAUCCAAAUACACAAGAAAAAACAAACAGAGGAGCAGAAUGACCACUGACCCAGUCACUGAAAAGAGCAACCUGCAGCAGAACAUCAGUUUUUAGCCACCGCUGGCUGUUUGUAAGCCCUCAAACUGCUCAAAGUGUCCCUCAGAAAGACUGCAGAAACAACAUUGACCACAUCCAUUUAAACAUUGGGGGGUAUGAGAUAAAGAAAGUGUGUUUGUGAAUAAAACAGGAAGCACAGCCAAACAUUCAUGGAAACAAUACCAGUGAGAAUACUAAGGAAUAUGAAGUGAAGACAGGAAGCUGUCAUAAGAAAAUUCACAAAAUAGGAGAUGCAAAUCGACAACUGGAGACAACUGGAAGACUGGGAAUCACCUUUCGAUUUAGUUCAUGGUGGAUUUAUAUUCAGGGGCUUAGAAGUUUCCAGCAAGACAAACGCUGCUUGAUAUUGAGUCAUCUCUGACACAUAACAAAAAUGCUUCCAGGCUAUCGUUUGAUUGGGGUGCUGUUGGGAGAAUAGGUAACUCGACAACUAAACUGAGGCUCAACACAAUUUUUUGAGUUGAAUCAACUUAAAACUGUCAGUUCACAUAUUAAUCAAAUGAUGCCAGUACAACAUACUAACACUAUUUAAGUAAUUCAACAAAACUCUUUUUUUUUUUCAACUAAUGUAUACUUAAACUAUUUGCACAGAAACUAAUCUGGGUUUACAGUGUGUCUCACGUUUGUUUCCCUUUCAUUGAAGUGUUUAUUUUGCACCAAACACUGCUUAAAUAUAGUUUACAGCUUAAACCGACCUGAAUCAUCCCAAAUUGUAAAGUAAAAGUAUCAAUCCAGUGUCUGUGAGGCUCAGCAAAAAUACAGGACUAUCUUCACUUGUCUGGAAACCUGGCAACUUUGGACAAAUAUAGUGAUCCAGGACAAUAACAACUGCAUUCUUAGGCGGUGGUGGUUCUGGUGAACGCGUUGGUGUUGCAUGUCUGAAACUUGUACCAUAGUCUUUUGUCCAUGAGUUUGUAUUCAGAUCUAUAUCCUGUUGUUCCUUAGUUUCAGGAAAGGUUUCCUCUCUGGUUUUCCGCAGAUGUUUUCUGUUUCUCCUGUACUGUUUCCCCUAAGGUGUAUGGAUAACAAACGAUCUUGGAUGUUCAUGUUUUUGUAAGACCACAGCGGGCUGCCAGGCCUCUCCUCUUUGCACGUGGACAUUGUCUCCUGCUUGAAGAUCAGGCAGGUUCUUGGUAUGCCUGUCGAAGUAGAAUUUUUGAGACUCCUGUCUUUCUUUCAGCCUGCUGUGCACCUGGUCAGAUCCCUGUGGAGUAAGCAGUGAGGUUGCAGUUGGUAGUUUUCCUCUCAGCCGCCUGCCCAUUAACAGCUGAGCUGGUGAUAGUCCUACACCCUCCAGCGGUGUGUUGCGAUACUCAAAGAGUGAAAUGUAGGGAUCCCCAUUGCUGUCCUCAGCUUUCUUCAGCAGUUUCUUAAUAGAUUGUAUGGCCCUUUCUGAUUGACCAUUCCCUUGGGCAUGUCCCGGGCUGGAUGUACUGUGUUUAAACUCCCAGUCAUUGACAAAGUCUUUAAACUCAGCAUUGGCAUAAGCUGGUCCAUUUGUCUGAAAGCAAAUGAUCACAAAUGCCAUGUCUAGAAAAGAUGGAUUUCAGCGCCACGAUGACACUGCUGCUCGUGGUGUUUUUCAGCUUAACGAUUUCAGGGAACUUGGAGAAAUAAUCCACACACAGCAGAAAGUCAGAUCCUUUGAAAUGAAAGAUGUCCAUGCCUACUUUCUCCCACGGUCUCUCUGGUACUGGGUGUGAGAUUAAAGGCUCUCUUGGGUUACUGUUCUGGUGCUCCUGACAUGUGACACAUUAAGACACACACCUCAAUUUGUGAAGACAUGUGCGGCCAAUACAGAAUGUCUCUGGCUCUCGCUUUGCACUUCACAAUACCCAGGUGGGACUCAUGUAUUUUGUUCAGCAUUUCCUGCCUCAUCUGAUUUGGAACAAUGAGCUUUGCUGCUUUAAACAUCAGCCCAUCUGUGUGUGUGAUUUCAUCCCUGAAUGUUCAAUAAGGCUGGAUCAGUUUUGGUACUGCACUGCGUUCUUUGGGCCAUCCCCUUAGUGUGAUGUCUUUCAACAGCUGCAUUUCGGGGUCCUCUGCAGAUGCUGACCUGAACUUGUGCAGUUUCUCCUCCAAUACUGGAAGCUGAAGUGUGACUGAAUUUACCUCCGGGUCUCCCCAGCAGCUCUUCUUUCUGCUCAUUGAGAUAAGUGUGACUCAGCGCGUCUGCUAUAUGCAGCUCCUUUCCAGGAUAAUAUUUAACUUUCAGGCUGUAUCGCUGCAGCCUCAGCAGCAUCCUCUGAAGCCUCAUGGAGCUUGAUGCAAUGGUUUUUUGAAUAUGUUCUCCAGUGGCUUCUGGUCACUCUGUGGCGGCGGAAGCUCAGUCACUGCUCUCACUUUUUCAUCAUCUGGUUUCAGUCCACUGGCACUAAGCUUGUGUCCAAUGUAUUUUAUUCUGGUUGUUCUGAUUUUGCAUUUGUCUCUAUUCAGCUUCAGGUUGUUCUCCUUUGCUUGCUGCAGUAACAACCUCAGCUUGUGGUCGUGCUGCGCCACAGAGUCGCCCCAGACAAGCAAAUCGUCAAUAAUAUUUACUACACCCUCCAGGCCCUCGAUUAUCUGUGCGAUGGCCCUCUGGAACACCUCUGAUGCGGAAGAUAUCCCAAACGGCAACCGCAGGAACCUGUAUCUUCCUAAUGGGGUGUUGAAGGUGCAGAGCUUUGAGUUCUCUUCAUCAAGUCUGAUUUGCCAAAACCCUUUAUUAGCGUCCAGCACUGAGAAGUAUUUGGCGUUUGGCAUACGGGAAACUACUUCCUCCACUGUCAGUAAUGGGUAGUGCUCCCGUUUCAUAGCUUCAUUCAAGUCUUUUGGGUCCACGCAGAUAUGGAUUUUCUUAGGUGUCACAACAGUGACCAUACUAUUGACCCAGUCUGUGGGCUCCGUCUGCCUUGUUAUGACCCCCAUUUUCACCAUGCCAUGUAGUUCUCCACCACUCUGUCUCUGAUCGCCACGGGAACCCUCCUUGGUGCGUGUACGGCAGGGGUGACAGUGUGGUCAGUCUGAAUAUGGUGCUGACCAGGUAUGCAACCCAGUCCACUGAACAGGUCCUCAUAGUCUUUGAGAAUGUCAUCUUCCUUUAAGAUUUCAUGCAUCCUCUUCACCAAGCCUAGUUUCACACAAGUGUCUCCGCCCAGUAUAGCUGGUACAUCUUCCUGUGUGAUCUCAAACUCAAUGCUGUGCUUUUGUCCUUUAUAUUCACAGGUCAAAGCUCUCUUGCCCAAUGGUGCUAUUUUCUGACCAAAGAAAGCAACCAGCUUGCUCUUGCUGGCAUUAAGCCUGCCUCUGACCUCCAGUGCAUUGAAUGUUUUAAUUGACAUUGCAUUACAAUCUGCGCCAGUGUCCAACUUAAAGGUCACAACAUUGUUAUCAACUCUCAGGCUUUCUGUCCAUUUUCCUGUCUCAGUUUCGGUCUCAGCAGACUCCAUUAAUACUGAUGUGUUUGUCAUGCUCCACACUGAGUGUGCCAAUGAACAUGUCAUCCUCUUCCUCACUCUGCACUACAGCAUGCAUUCUCCUUCUGUAUUGCUGCGGCUGCUGCUGCUGCUGCUUCCAUGAGCCUGACUGACUCUGUGCCUGACUCUGUGAUCUGCACAUUUUAGCAAAGUGAUUUUUCUUUUGACACUUUUUGCAUAUUUGGCCAAGUGCAGGACAUGCAUUAGCUCCAUGUUUAAAGCCACAUCUAUUGCAGCUCGCCUCGGUCUGCUGUUCUGCUCUUGCUUUCACUCUAAAGUCUUUCUCACCCGCGCCUCCUCUCGCCUCCUCUCCCGGGACGUGAAGAAAUGUUGCACACUGUACUUUUUCAGACUUUUCCAACACUCCACUGGCGACGCAGAACAGUUCAAAGCACUGGCUCCAACACUUCCAGUUUUCAGCAAGAUUGCCUUGCAAACACAGGUUCGGCGGGGGUUGAAAAUGCGCCAUACCGUCUCACUUCAUCCGAACUACUUCUGACACCAUGUUGGAUACUGACAAGGCUUGACGACUUCUUAAAACUCACUUGAGCAACAAACAUACAGAACGGCACAAGAUAGAAUCCCCUUAGAUAUUGCGACAGUGCCGUUAAGUGCAACUGCUACAGGUGCCCACGAGGCACAUCCACUAAAAUAUUUCACAAUGUAGCACAAUAUAUCACAGUCAGGAUAAACAAAAUUCAUACAGACUUGAUUCUGAACACCACUUCAGAAAACAAGUGACCAAAUGAAUGGUUUGUACAAGUUAAAGGUUGUGACAUUGUUUGUCCUGUUUUUCAUCACAGUGCCUCAUGUCACCAGUGAACUAAAAAGAGCUCAUCAAUGUUUCUCUUUACACCAGGCAUGGCCGAUCUUCUACCUUAACAGCAGGUCUGAGUUUAGAGAAGGACUGGGAACCUGAUUGCCUCUCAGUUCACAAAAGUCAGACAUGGAGAACUGAUCAGUUCCAACAGAGAACUGAUAACCAGAUCAUCAAAGCUUACUGUUCUGUUGUGGUGCACUGCUGUUUCUGUUUCUGUGGUUCUUCUGUAGCGCAUCCUUUGUACCUCCUGAAAAUGUAGAUGUAAGUGUUCCAUAAAAUUGAUGUUAUUGGAUUGAAAUCCAUCUCUCUCUUUGAAUUGAAAUAUUCCUCUAGAAUAACAUUUCAUUGAGUUUAAUUGUUAAAAAAAAAUGUUAAAAAGCCCAG
This is a messenger RNA of Xyrichtys novacula (pearly razorfish), 23690 nucleotides long. The record is from the annotation of a GenBank genome assembly. Lineage: Eukaryota; Metazoa; Chordata; Actinopteri; Labriformes; Labridae.